CAUGAAAUUGUCCGCCGCCGCCCGCGCUGACGUUGUGCUUUUUGUGUGGAGAGAGGCAGGCAGCACAUGCACAUCACCAAUCCCGCUGGAGUGUGUGUAGGCACAGAUUGAACUGCCCGGAACGUGCCUGGCCUUUCGACUUCUUUUACGGCGCAACCCAGCAACCCACAUACACUUUGGGUGGAGUUGUUUUUUCUCAACGUCCAAUUUCUCGCAUAUACACAUUCUUCCCUUUUCAUCACACAUAUGCGGCAUUGAUCGCAAUCGCGAGACACCUUUCCUCCCGGUCCCUCUCUUCCUCGCAUAAGCGACAUUACCCAGGCGGCGGGGUCCGCGAAUCGCAAUCAUGGCUGUGACGAAGCGAGCAGGACGUAAGAAGGACGCCGCACAAGCUCAACCGAACGGCAGCGCUGGCGGUGGUGCGCAACCCAACAUUCGCAAGGCCGCCUACGAGACGAGUAAAAAGAAGGAAGUGGGCGUGUCGGAUCUCACAUUGAUCAGCAAGAUCUCCAACGAGGCCAUCAACGACAACUUGAAGAAGCGAUUCGAGAAUGCGGAAAUCUACACAUACAUCGGCCACGUGCUGGUCUCGGUCAACCCGUUCCGUGAUUUGGGCAUCUAUACCGAUCCCGUCCUGCAGAGUUACCAGGGGAAGAAUCGUCUGGAGAUGCCGCCACAUGUCUUUGCGAUUGCGGAAAGUUCAUACUACAACAUGAAGGCAUACCAUGAGAACCAAUGUGUCAUCAUCUCGGGUGAAUCAGGAGCUGGAAAGACGGAGGCGGCGAAGCGAUUGAUGCAAUACAUUGCGAGCGUCUCAGGCGGUGGAAACAGUUCAAUAGACGAGGUCAAGGACAUGGUGCUGGCCACCAAUCCCCUGUUGGAAUCCUUCGGAAACGCCAAGACGCUGAGGAACAACAACUCGUCACGAUUCGGCAAGUACCUAGAAAUGCAAUUCAACGCCCAGGGUGAGCCGGUGGGCGCCAACAUCAACAACUACCUUUUGGAGAAAAGCAGAGUGGUCGGCCAGAUUCGGGACGAGCGAAACUUUCAUAUUUUCUACCAAUUCACCAAGGCUGCGACUCAGGACCAUCGGACCAAUUUCGGAGUGCAGCCGCCAGCUUCGUAUACGUACACAAGCAAGAGUAAAUGUUACGAUGUCAACGGCAUCGAUGACGUUGCCGAUUUCAAAGACACGGUCAAUGCGAUGAAUGUCAUCGGCAUGACCAAGCCAGAGCAAGACAAUAUCUUCCGAAUGCUAGCGGCCAUCCUGUGGAUCGGUAACAUUUCAUUCGCCGAAGAUGACCAGGGAAAUGCAGCUGUUGUUGAUCAGUCCGUCAUUGACUUUGUCGCAUAUCUACUAGAGGUGGAUGCCGCGCAUGUCAACAAAGCCAUGACAAUCCGUAUCAUCGAGACCAGCAGGGGAGGCCGCAGAGGUUCCGUCUAUGAUUCACCGAUGAACAUCGCCCAAGCGACCGCUGUCCGGGAUGCGCUCAGCAAGGCCAUCUACUUCAACAUGUUCGACUGGAUCGUCGCACGUAUCAACCAGUCUCUGCGGGCUCGAGGUGCCGUGUCACAAAGUAUCGGUAUCUUGGAUAUCUACGGCUUUGAGAUUUUCGAGAAGAACUCCUUUGAACAGCUCUGCAUCAAUUACGUCAACGAGAAGCUCCAGCAGAUUUUCAUCCAGCUCACCUUGAAGACCGAGCAGGAAGAGUAUGAACGGGAGCAGAUCCAGUGGACUCCGAUUAAGUAUUUCGAUAACAAGGUGGUUUGCGAAUUGAUCGAAGAGAAACGGCCUCCGGGUGUCUUUGCCGCCUUGAAUGAUGCCUGCGCGACUGCACAUGCCGAUCCAACAGCAGCCGACUCCACAUUUGUUCAGAGACUGAAUGCGCUCUCGAGCAAUCCGAACUUUUCACCUCGCCAAGGACAAUUCGUCAUCAAGCAUUACGCCGGUGAUGUCAGCUAUGCCGUCGAGGGCAUGACUGACAAGAACAAGGAUCAAUUGUUGAAGGACUUGCUCAACCUCGUCGGACAGUCUGGCAACGACUUCCUGCGGACAAUCUUCCCUGAUGAAGUCGACCAAGACAACCGGCGUCGCCCGCCCACGGCUGGUGACAAAAUCAAGGCAUCCGCGAAUGACCUCGUUGCGACUCUCAUGAAGUGCACGCCGAGCUACAUUCGAACGAUCAAGCCCAACGAGAAUAAGAGUCCCUCUGAAUAUAAUGUGCCAAACGUUCUGCAUCAAAUUAAAUACCUCGGUCUCCAGGAGAACGUUCGCAUUCGACGAGCUGGAUUCGCAUAUCGACAAACUUUCGACAAAUUUGUGGAACGCUUCUACCUGUUAUCUCCAAAGUGUAGCUAUGCAGGUGAAUACACCUGGGCUGGUGACGCCAAGUCUGGUGUGCGGCAGAUCCUCAAGGACACUUCCAUCCCGACUGAAGAGUGGCAGAUGGGUACCACUAAGGCGUUCAUCAAGACACCAGAGACGCUUUUCGCACUGGAGACUAUGCGAGAUAAAUACUGGCAUAACAUGGCCAUCCGAAUUCAACGAGCGUGGCGCAAUUAUCUCCGAUACCGUGCGGAAUGUGCGACCCGCAUUCAAAGAUUCUGGCGGAAGAAGACUGGCGGCUUGGAAUUCCUGCAGCUGAGAGAUGAAGGCCACAGGCUUCUAGCCGGACGCAAGGAGCGACGUCGUUUCUCUCUGCUCGGCUAUCGAAGAUUCAUGGGAGACUAUCUCGGAUUCGACAACCAGGGCGGUACAGGUGAACUCCUCAGAAACAGUGUCAACAUUAGCUCUGCGGAGAAGACGAUCUUCUCGUCUCGAUGUGAAGUUUUGGUGUCGAAACUCGGCCGAUCCAGCAAACCCGAACCUCGGUUCCUCGUGCUCACUAGCAAAAGUGUUUACAUUGUCAAGCAAGCUUUGGUCAAUAAGCAAUUGAGCAUUGUCGCGGAGCGGACAAUCCCUGUCGGAGCAAUCAAAUUCAUCAGCGCCAGCAGCUUGCAUGAUGGAUGGUUUGCGAUUGGUGCUGGUAGUCCCCAGGAACCAGAUCCGCUUGUCCACUGUCUCCUCAAGACUGAAUUCUUCACGCAUCUCCACAAGCUCUCUCGAGGCAGCACUGCGCUCCAGAUCAGUGACACCAUUUCGUAUAACAAGAAGCCCGGCAAACUGGCGACCAUCAAAACCGUCAAGGACCCACAGUCACAGAACGAUGAUGUCUACAAGAGUGGACAGAUCCACACCGCGCAGGGAGAGCCGGCCAAUUCGACCAGUAGACCGACGCCCAAAGGAAGAAGUGUCCCCGGAAAGGCAAUCACAAGCGGCAAACUUCUCAAGAAGAGUGUAGGUGGCAAACUCUCCCAACAAGCCGCGCAAGGCCGACCACAAGCCCGACCUUUGCCAGGUGCAGCCGCCGCUCAACCCGCCGCUACACAACGAGUCGUCCCGGUCCCACAACCAGUAGCGCAGCAAUCCCGACCUGCCGCGAACCUCGCAGUGGGCAUCGCUUCACAUCUCCGCAAUGCCUCCACCGCAUCCAACGGCGCUGGACGGGCUCCUCCUCCGCCACCUCCUCCGCCCGCGGCUGCCCCUCCGCCCCGGGAAUCCCAAUUCAAGGCCAUGUAUGACUUUGCGGGCCAGACUUCCGGCGAGCUGAGUCUGCGCAAAGACGAAGUCGUCGUCGUCGAGAAGAAGGAGGAUAAUGGCUGGUGGCUCGCCCGCCGUCUCGACCACUCCGCCUCCGGCUGGGCCCCCGCCGCCUACCUCGAAGAAGUCAAACAAGCGGCCGCGCCUCCGCCCAUGGCCGCCCGACCCGCUCCCCCUCCCGCCCCCGCCGCAACGCGUCCCCAGCAAACCAACGGCGGCCCCGCCGCCGUUAAGGGCAAACCCACACCCCCCGCCCCACCCUCCAAGCGCCCCACGAACCGCAAAUCCGUCCUGGCGCCCCCGCCGGCUUCCACGAGGGACUCGGGCUAUUCGACCGAGGCGAACGGCGCCGCGGCUGCCCAGGGCGCUGGUGCUCAGCCCGGCGGCCUCGCGGGCGGCCUCGCCGCGGCGCUGAAGGCGAGGAGUCAGGCUAUGAAUCGGAACGAUGCGGGAAACGACGAUUGGUGAAGGAAGGAUAGCGCGUAAAAUCUUAGUAUCAUGGAUGAAGAAGAACUGAAAUGAGACGAAUCGAAAUGAGAGCCACGAGUUUCUCUUCGGCAGUUUUCGAUCGAGCUCUCG
Dissoconium aciculare CBS 342.82 is the source of this 4219-nucleotide messenger RNA. RefSeq lists its product as uncharacterized. Gene Ontology annotation, biological process: vesicle transport along actin filament; actin filament organization; endocytosis. The transcript is spliced from 3 exons. Bases 347 to 4108 code for a protein of 1253 amino acids. NCBI's taxonomy places the organism in Eukaryota, Fungi, Ascomycota, Dothideomycetes, Mycosphaerellales, Dissoconiaceae. Gene Ontology annotation, cellular component: cytoplasm; actin cortical patch; plasma membrane. Gene Ontology annotation, molecular function: microfilament motor activity; actin filament binding; ATP binding. The record is from RefSeq and is a predicted model, not a curated record.